This is a messenger RNA of Podarcis lilfordi (Lilford's wall lizard), 21082 nucleotides long. The record is from the annotation of a GenBank genome assembly. NCBI's taxonomy places the organism in Eukaryota, Metazoa, Chordata, Lepidosauria, Squamata, Lacertidae.
GGCUCCGUCUUUUUCAGUGGGCACCAUGGGCGGAGCCGGAGGGGCAUCCGCCCCCAAUCCAGAAAAUAAAUGAAAACAACUGACCGACUGGGUCGCAGAUAAGUCGGUCCCGUCCCCCCCAAUAAAUCCUGGCUACACCCGUGGUUGGCACUGCUGUCUAAGUUGGUCCUCAUUUGUGUCACUCUAAUUCGUAGACUUCGAGUGUACAGGGCAUCUGCAUUUAACAGCUUGUUUUCCUCUCCAAAGAGAGAAAUGGGAAAAAUCAGGAUAGUAGCAUAGUUAUGUUUGGACACCAGCACGUCCUCCCGCCCCCAGGCCCCCCAAAGUAGAAACAGACAGGAAUUUCAUGCUAAGUUUUAUUUCGUGAGAAACAAUAUUUUCAAAAGUGCAACUUGCCUGCCUGCAAACCAGUUCAAUGUUAUUUCACAUUAAAGGAAAUGAGUAAGAUCUCCUUAGAAGUAUCUUAAACUUAUUUGAGAAAGGGCUGUAAUGUCAGCAACUUACAUAUCAUACAUUUAAAUCACAUGGCUUCCUCCAAAGAAUCCUGGGAACUAUUCGUUUUAUCUCUCAAAGCUAAAAUUCUCAGCACCCUCAACAAAGUUCUGAGGAUUAUUUUGGGGGAAUCAUGUGCUUUAAAUGUAGGUGAGUAUGCAGACUCAGCCAUACAGCAUUUGCAUUGCUUGCAGAAGGUUCUAAAUUCAGUUCCUGGCAUCUCUAGCCAGUGUUGGGAAAGACACUGGAUAGUUGCUGUUAGCCAGCGUAGACAAGGACAAUACUGAGCAAGAUGAACCAAGAGACCACAUAACACCGGUCUUGAAAGAUCUACAUUGGCUCCCAGUACGUUUCCGAGCACAAUUCAAAGUGUUGGGGCUGACCUUUAAAGCCCUAAACGGCCUCGGCCCAGUAUACCUGAAGGAGCGUCUCCACCCCCAUCGUUCUGCCCGGAUGCUGAGGUCCAGCGCCGAGGGCCUUCUGGUGGUUCCCUCACUGCGAGAAGCAAAGCUACAGGGAACCAGGCAGAGGGCCUUCUUGGUAGUGGCGCCCGCCCUGUGGAACACCCUCCCAUCAGAUGUCAAAGAGAUAAACAACUACCUGACAUUCAGAAGACAUCUGAAGGCAGCCCUGUUCAGGGAAGUUUUUAAUGCAUGACAUUUUAGUGUAUUUUUGGUUUUUGUUGGAAGCUGCCCAGAGUGGCUGGGAAAACCCAGCCAGAUGGGUGGGGUACAAAUAAUAAAUUAUUAUUAUUAUUAUUAUUAGUCUGACAAAAUCCCCAUCAAAGGUUCCUGAGCAAACUUAGAUGUCUGCUAUCAGUGGAUGGAUCAUCUUAAGAGUUGGUAACUGAUUAAAGUGCAGGAAGCAUGGAAGAUAAAUAAAUGGACAGUUCUCGCAGUGAAUGAAUGGAAGUUGUCUCUGUUACGAUAUUGAAGCAAUGCAGCCGCGAGCUGCUAGCUUGAAAACAGCACAUGAUGGAAUGUUGGGACUGUUCCGUGGGAAACAGAGGGACAGUCAAUUCACAGUGCAGAGGGCACCGGAAUUAGCUCAGAGUGUAAUAUGAGCUGGACAAGAAGUGUUUGUUCUCUCUCAACUGCAGGAGUAUGAAGAGAGCAGUCAUGUUUUCUGUAACGCUGCAAAGACAGAAAUAAAGGCAUGUAAAUACGUUUCUGUCUAUCUCUUUCCCCUGCCGGGGGAAAGAGGGGUGUGUUCUUCUCACGCUGAGAAGGAUCGCCUAUUGCGACCUCUGCCUGGAUCUUGCCGGGAAAGCAGGCAGGGAGGUCAACAGGAGACCAAGCCGGGUGCCUGGGAGAGUUGCCAGUUUCUCCUGAUAAAGGCUUGAUUUCCGACAGUCUCCCCUCACUCCUGUGUGCACAGGAUCUGUUUUGGGUCUUCAUGGAUGAUCUGAAAUUAAGGGUGAGUAGUCAGGUGGCCAAGUGUCUGCAUAAUUAAUUAUUAAGGGUAGCAAAAACAAAAAAGGAAUUGGGAAGAACUCCAAACUGGGCUAUUAAUGUGGCAGAAUGUAAGAUUGAAAGAGUUCCUGGAAAUUUCAGUCUCCUUCAAGAGUCAUAGGAGCUGCACAGCAGAAGCUUUUAUGAAAAGGUCAAGCUGUUUCCAAUGCUUUUUCACUCCAAAAUCAUAGUCCUAGCCAGCCAUAGUCAUGAGAAAGUUCAAGACCAAAAAUUCUCUUCCUUUUUUCCUUCUGCUUCAUUUCCACAAGUGCAGGAAGUGGACGGGUACAAUGUCAAUAAAUUCCAAUUUGUUGUGUUUUUAUAUCUGUUUGUAGAUGUCAUUAUUACUUGCAAUUCUUUCUGAAAUAUACUUUUUCUGCAUCUCAUUGAGGGUUGAUCUAUGUAGCAUUUCCAUGUUUGUUUGUUUUUUAGAUUUGCCUCAUUGGCUCUGUUCAAGCUGAGGAUAUCAGUUAUCAACAUUAUCUAUUUUUGUACAUUUAUAUCCCAAAUGUCUUCUGUCAGGUAAGCAGCAUGGAAAGUUGUUUUAAAAGAACUGUAUGAAAAACAAAGGAACUUCACAAAGGAGACUACAGUGCAAAGCUGCUGGCUUACAAUUCUUCAUGAGAUUCAGUGCCAUCAAUUAUGGACUGAAUUGGAACAAAGUAUUUUUUUAUACAUAUAUAAUAAUAUUUAUUAAGUUUUCCAAUUUAAGAAUCCAAUAAAAGCCACAUUAAAAACAUUCCAAAUUAUAAAAUAAUCAAACAGUCCAUGUAUUAUUCCAAAUUAUAAAUCUUUGUUUGCCUUCCCAUGCUCUGAGGUUGGGGGAUAGCAAUCAUCUCACAUUUGUGCUGCGUCUCUAAGUUAGUCCAGGUGAUUCCCAUAAAUCAAUCCGAUGUUAAUCCUUUGUUCAUUUUUCGCAGCCUCUGAGUUUGUCUUGCAAGUGAGUUAAAUCAAACAAUAUGUUUUUGUGUGGGUGUUUAUUUUCUUCCAUGUCUUUCACUUUCACUUCUUUGUGCCUGUAAUUAUCAACCGCGACACAUUCCAAAAUGGAGGAAAUCUGACUUUCUGCCAAUUGUACCAGGCAUAUUUCCAAACCUCUUCAUUUUAUCUCUGUCCAGAUCAGUUAAGCCCAUACUUUAGCUAGAAGCCUCAAUUCCCAUCUUCCAUUCUUAACGAUCAUUUAGAAUUAAUUGCAGCUUCCUAAAUCUUUUCCACAAAGUUAAUAAUAAGGUCAAAAUGAGUCUUAAAUAUUAGAAUAUUCUCCAAUCACGCUUGCAUGCAUAAUCAAUCGGUAGUCAGUCCUUCCAGGGAGAUUUGCCAAGUAAAAUAGCAAAUAUGAAGUAUAUCAAAAAGAAGCAAGAAAGACUCACCCCCCUUUUGUUCCAACAUACCAGUUCCAUUGUGAUGAUAACCCCUCUUCCACUCGAAUCCUUUAGCUCCUCAGUGGCUGAAUCAAUUAGUAGUUUAUCUCUGCUCACUCAGAGCAUGCCCGUUAAUUAAGUCCGAAUUUUAAUCUUAAAAAACAGGAGUUUGCUCAUUGGAGAGUUGCGAAAGAGACACACGGUGCUUUCCACCCAGCGUCCCCAGCCCUCAUGCCUUCUGGAUUGGGGGCAGGUGUUGGGCGAUCUGUGGGUGAAGCUCCCUCCCCUCCGGUCCUGGCAGGGUUGGGAGGAUGAUUACUCCCAUCUCAUCCUCAAAAUAUUCCGUGCGAAACGGCUCUGAUGAAAUGAGCAGCCUCUGCCAUGGCAAGCCAUACAAAGUAUCUUUAUAAUAGAAUCAUAGAAUUGUAGAGUUGGAAGGGACCCCGAGGGCCAUCUAGUCCAACUACCUGCAAUGCAGGAAUCUCAGCUAAAUCAUCCAUUGACAGAUUGCAACCCAACCUCUGCCUAAAACCUCCAAGAAAGGAGAGUCUGCCACCUCACCAAAGAUAGAUUUUUUGUGCUGUUAAUAACUGAUUUUUUUUUUUGCAGCCCCCACUGUUAAUAUACAUUAACUGUUACUGUCUGUUCUUUUUGGCAUUUAAUUUGCUAUGGACGUCACUGUUUAUAAUUUCCUCUCUCCCCACCUGGAAUUCAGAGUAACACUUCAUUAUUAUUAGUAUUAAUAAUAAUAAUUUUUAUUUAUACCCCGCCCUCCCCAGCCAAGACCGGGCUCAUAUAUCUGAUGGGAAUGUACUGUCGUCCAUGAAAGUUCAUCCUGGUUUUUGAGUUUCUCCGUCUUCGUUUUUUUCAGUUUUCCGUCUGAAAAUUGUUUGAAAGCUGUUACUUCAAAUCCGUGCUGCCAGCUAAAAUCCAUGAACUGCAAGCAAAACUCCCGGGCGCCUCAAAUCACGAGCCCUUCAGGCGCCUUCUGCGCAUGCGCCCCAACUGCCCCCCACCUUCCUCUUGAGAGAAGCGCGUGACUUCUACGUCAAGGCGAAAGCCGAGUCUUCCCUCCUCCCGCUCUCCGCCCCCCUCUUCCCUCAGCGGACGUACGACUGAGGGCAAAUGCCGGCUCCGGUGCGUCCUGGGCCUUGUAGUUCUCCUGGGCCGCAACCUUGAUUCCGCGCCACAUGCCGUCUGGGGAGCUACGGACUACAACUUCCAGGUGGCAAAGCGAGAGGCGGCGCCGAGAGCGGGGCGUGGCUUUUUCGGAGCUCCGCCUUCUCUGCUGUCGCCGCCGACUGCUGCUCCUCGGGAGAAGGUGACCUGCCGGGAGAGAGAGAGAGCGCGCUUCUUCUUCCGCCGCCGCCGCCAUGGUCAGUGACGCUGAGCUCGGGAUCAGAUUGUGAAGCCUUUUAAAAUGAAUCGCAUUAUUUCCUCGGCUGGGUGGGAGGCAGGAGGUUCUGACGAGAUCCUGGAGCGGCGGCGAAGGGGACGCCUUAACCCGCAGUGAAAUGGAGGGCAGCGAAGGCAGCUGCGGGGCGGAGGGGCAGCGGCGACCUGGUCAGACCAGCGCAAGGGGAGGAAACUUCCCACCUGCGGGCGGGCGCCUGAAGGCUCUGCUCUCGAAGGGCGGGGUCGGGGGGCAGGGACCCGGGCGGGGGGGGGGUCCCUCUAUUUCAAAAGGCGAGCCAGGGACUGGGGUCGACUAAUCGGGCUGGGGCAGAUGGGGUUAAUGGGGAAAAACCAGACCCACGAGCAGUGCUGACGUAAUUUGCCACCAUAAUUUGAGCACCGGCUCAGGUAACUGCGUGGGGGUUGAGCGUGGUGUAGGAUGAGACAUCGGGGUCCCCUUGGCUGAGUUACAUGCUCAGUAGAUUAGUGUGUUGCACAUGAGACUCUUAAAUCUCUUGGUCAUGUGUUCACGCCCCACUUACUUACUUACUUUAUUUAUUUAUUUAUUUAUUAAACCACUUUAUAUAGUGGUUCCUUCCAGCUCUACAAUCCUAUGGUUCUAUGAAUACAUGUGGCAAGGACAAAGGAGAGUUGGAGUGAUAGAUCUUCAACCAUGCAUGAAAGUCCUGGUAAAUCAGAGCAAGCCCAUAGCUGCUGUUCUCCCAUUUUGCAACUGCAGUGCAAGCAAUGAAAACAUUUUCUGGGCUUCAGUACAGUGGUACCUCGGGUUACAUACGCUUCAGGUUACGUAUGUUUCAGGUUACAGACUCCGCUAACCCAGAAAUAGUACCUCAGGUUAAGAACUUUGCUUCAGGAUGAGAACAGAAAUCGUGCUCCAGCGGCGUGGUGGCAGCAGGAGGCCCCAUUAGCUAAAGUGGUACCUCAGGUUAAGAACAGACCUCCGGAACAAAUUAUGGUAAGUUCUUAACCCGAGGUACCACUGUACUUGGGUUUUGUGAUGCACGCUGCCUUGGCUCUCUGUUUUUACAGAGUAUGUGAGAAGAAGCUCUACCCAGUUACAUUCUUUUUGCUAUCAUAAGCCUUUGUGGUGCCAGUGUGGUGUAGUGGUUAAGAGCGGUAGUCUUGUAAUCUGGGAAACCGGGUUCGCGUCUCCGCUCCUCCACCUGCAGCUGCUGGGUGACCUUGGGCCAGUCACACUUCUUGGAAGUCUGUCAGCCCCACUCACCUCACAGAGUGCUUGUUGUGGGGGAGGAAGGGAAAGGAGAACGUUAGCCGCUUUGAGACUCCUUAAAGGCAGUGAAAGGCGGGAUAUCAAAUCCAAACUCCUUGUAAAUUGGAAAAGUAUCUGCUUGGCUUGGAAGGUAACCUACAAGCGGUGAUGGGGCAGGAAGGGAAAAUAUUUUUCUCAAAUUUUAUGUCACUGUUGUUCAUUAGUAACCAGGGUAUAUAGCACUUGAGGGGACAGCUGCAGAGAGCACUGGCAGCCUUGCUCAAUAACAAUGCCCCAUUUAUCGUCUUCAAUUUCAGCAGUGUGUGACUUACUGGUAUUGCUGGAAUGUCUCCUUGUAUGACUUUCAAGGUGCUCUUCAAGUAGGCAAACUUCCAAAUUCUGGUUGGGGCCAUAGCCAUAGUCUGAUGCCUUCUGAUGAAAGGACUGACUUAAGGUGCAACUUUAUAUUCACUGUGUUAUGAUUGUGCAAAUCAAUUGCAAAAUUUUAUCUGGUUUAUGGUAUGUGACCAUAUAGCUGUUCAUCCACUGAGAGGAGGCAAUGGGUGUCCCAUAAGACACACCCUUUUCCUUAUGGUCUGCAGCUCAUAACACUUUAUUAGGUAACAAGUAAGAGUGUUAUCUGUAAAGAUUUAAAUGCUUUUGGCGCUAGGGAUGCGGGUGGCGCAGUGGGUUAAACCACAGAGCCAAGGACUUGCUGAUCAGAAGGUCGGCGAUUCGAAUCCCCGCAACGGGGUGAGCUCCCAUUGCUCGCUCCCUGCUCCUGCCAACCUAGCAGCUCAAAAGCACAUCAAAGUGCAAGUAGAUAAAUAGGUACCGCUCCGGCAGGAAGGUAAACAGCGUUUCCGUGCGCUGCUCUGGUUUGCCAGAAGUGGCUUAGUGAUUCUGGCCACAUGACCCAGAAGCUGUUCGCCAGCUCCCUCGGCUAAUUAAGCGAGAUGAGCGCCGCAACCCCAGAGUCGGCCACGACUGGACCUAACGAUCAGGGGUCCCUUUACCUUUACCUUUUAAGAAGCUUUUAAAGAUAUUUUGUCUUAAGGGGUAAAGGUAUAAAAGCUCACAGGAUCAGGCUGUUAAAUUAGUGCAGUCUGUGAUGGAAGCAAUUAGGCACCAAAAUUGUAUAAAGAGACGGUGCUGUAUAGCUAUGCCACAGAAGCAUCUGGAAUAAAGAAACUGUCACUGUUGACUUGUAGCACAACCCUGGAGGGAAAAUAUUGAUUUACUUUAACUACUAGAGACUAAAUGAAUGGCAUCAUUAAUAAAACGCCCGUGAAAGCAGGAAUGUUGAUUGCAGCAAUCUCCCCCAUAAUCCCCAACACACCAUUUAAUCCUGAUGAUGUCAGAGCACAGGACAUAUUCUGCAGUAAAACCAGAGAUGGUAUAAAGAAUUAACUCUUAGUAACUCUUAGUAACAAAUUAUACAAGUUACCUUUUUUUAAAAAAGCAUUUAAAUCUUUACAGAUAACACUGUGAGCUUUUAUAGUAACACAGCAGCGCUGUUGAAAUAUGGAAGAACUGUAGGUGGAUCAACAUGCUUGUGCAUCUACUAAGUUUGUGGUAGCCCGCAUGAGCAUUCCAGUUGUUUUGGACUUCCAACAGCCCUGACCUACAUACCCACUGCUUGGAGAUAAAAGGAGUCCACAGUUCACUCCCAGUCUAAACUGAAGGGAUCUGGAAACUUGUGUGGUGCCAAGUCACCUCCCUCACACUCCCAGCUGCAGGCUCUGGCACUCAGUGAAGAAGCCAAUAUUAUACGCAGAAUUAUGAGAAUUAUUAAUUGCACGCAAUUUUAAGUUGAGCUUACAGUCAUGACUUCACAUGGGGAAGGGUGCUGAAAGUAUGUUGGCAGUUGUUGCUUUUCUGAAAACAGCAGGGAGAAGUUACAUGGAACUUGUGACAGGUGAGAGUUGGGAAUACUUCGUAUAACACAGCCCAAAGGCCUGGUUGAAAAGGAACAUUUUUGCCUGGCGUCUAAAGGUGUAUAAUGAAGGCACCAGGUGAGCCUUACUGGGAAGAGUAUCCCUGCAGGGAUCCACUGCAGAAAAGGCCCAUUCCUGUCUUGCCACCCUUUUGUGGAGGAGGCACACAUAGAAGGGCAUCAGAUAAUGAUUGCAGAGUCCAGGUCAGAUAAUAUGGGGAGAGGCAGUCCUUGAGGUAUUGUGGUAAUUAUGCCUCUCCAAAGAUACAAGGAAGCCAGAAUUCUAGUAACAAUACAGUGGUGCCUCGCAAGACGAAAUUAAUCCGUUCCGCGAGAGUCUUCGUCUAGCGGUUUUUUCGUCUUGCGAAGCAACCCUAUUAGCGGCUUAACGGAUUAGCGCUAUUAGCGGUUUAGCGGCUAUUAAAGGCUUAAAGGCUUAGCGGAUUAGCUGCUAAAAGGCUAUUAAAGGCUUAGCAGAUUAGAUCACGGGGGGGGGAGCGAAAAAAAUAUCUCAAGACUUGCAAGACAUUUUCGUCUUGCGAAGCAAGCCCAUAGGGAAAUUCGUCCUGCGAAGCAACUCAAAAACGGAAAACCCUUUCAUCUAGCGGGUUUUCCGUCUUGCGAGGCAUUCGUCUUGCGGGGCACCACUGUAUUAAUAACUAAUACACUGGUACCUCAGGUUAAGAACUUAAUUUGUUCCGGAGGUCCGUUCUUAACCUGAAACUGUUCUUAACCUGAAGCACCACUUUAGCUAAUGGGGCCUCCUGCUGCUGCCACGCCGCCGGAGCAUGAUUUCUGUUCUCAUCCUGAAGCAAAGUUCUUAACCCGAGGUACUAUUUCUGGGUUAGUGGAGUCUGUAACCUGAAACGUAUGUAACUUGAAGUGUAUGUAACCCGAGGUACCACUGUACUAAUAAGUCUAUUUAACUUUCUCCUUCCCUUUACAGGUAUGAUGCAUUGUCUUUCAUGAUUGCUUUCACUAGUAUAGGUUCUUUACUCAUAAUUAAUCAUAACAUUUAAAUGGAUUUGUAUUUCUCUAGUUUAAACCAGUUCUUUUUGUUGAUAACCAUGAUUAUUUUAUCCAGUUACUGUAAACUGGCCAACACCAGUAACUUAGGAAGAGGAUCUUGGGGAUUGUAAUUAAUACAGACUUCAAAUAGCUGGCAUCCAACAUUACAUAAGUUGCAAAUCCUACUAAACCUGAAAAACAUUGUCUUGCUAAGUUAAAGUAGUGCAUCAGAUAUAAAAUAGCAGACUUUUUUUCCCUUGUUGAAACUUGCAUUUUGUUUUUCUUGAGGCCACAUCAUUUCUUUUGUUCAAACUUUUUAAUCUAAGAGCUGUUGCUUGAGUGAGCUGAAAUUUCUCUGCUUUGAAAUAGCAGCCUGCAUCAUUUUGCUAGCAAUGAAUAGACUCAAAUACAUUCCUUAAAUGAGCACAACACUUAGCUUACCCCAUGAGUUUGGUGUGAGAGCAGAUCUGGCCAGUGCCUAAAUGGAAACCACAUAUGGCCACAUUGGGUUCCAUGAUGAAAGAAAGGCAGGGUACAAGCAUAAGAAGAACUGCUCCCCAUAAGAUCUAUUAAAUAUGUGCAUGCAUGUUCUCUAUAACAGUGUGUCAGUUUCCUAUGUCAUUGCCUAAAGUCAGAUGUUUAAUUGUAGAUACCAAAAGUUGCAAGGCACUUUAUAUUCUCAUAUAUAUCUGACAGUAUAAGGUUACCUAGUAUAUUUUUCACCCUUGUCUUGUUAUAUGGUGGUCUUAAAUAAAAAUUGUCUUUCAGCUUUUCAUUUUCUACAUGUAACUGCCGUGUUUCCAAAGACUGUAGUUUUUGAGAAAUCUCUUUAAAAUAGCUCAUGUUUAGGCUGGUACGGAAUAUUGAUGUUUCUGUAUUCUGCAUGGGAGAUUUGUCCUUUUAACGUUUCUGUUCUGUUUAUAAGUUUAAAACGUGUUUUGGCUGUCCCAAGACUGAAUAAUUAUAAUGAAUUCCUGGCAGUCUGGUUUGUUCACAGUUGGAAGGUUAGCUGAAUCAUAGACCUCCUAACAACCUUCCUGACAAAUUAUUUGCCAAACGCUAACUUUUAUGAAAGUUCAUUCUACAGUAACAAGAGAAAACGUGUUUAUGGAAAUCUACAAAUAUUCUUUCUCUUUCAGUCAAAACCAAUCAAAGUCCUCGUGACUGGUGCUGCUGGACAGAUUGCCUACUCUCUGCUCUACGGCAUUGCUAAGGGUGAUGUCUUCGGAGCAGAUCAGGUAAUGGAUAAAAUGAAUGAUAGCAUACCCAUAAGCAGUCCAUAUGAGCACAAAGGUCAACUCUGCAGUUGUUAACAGACAUCCAGUGCAAGAAAAGGGCCUCAUUGACUUUUUUGUCAAUUGUUAUUAAAAUGACUAUCUUGUGGAGGGAAAGUGAGAUUCCAUUAUGCAGAAAUGAGUUUUUUAAUAUAUAUUCAUUGUAUAGAAUGGUAAGAAAGAUUCUGACAAAUUAUAAAUUAUUCUUAAAUAUAUUUUGUACUUCAUUAAUAUGGUGGUACAAACAGGACAAGGAAUCUAAUUUAAUUUGAUCUUACAUGUAAUCUGAUCAGUGUUAAAUAAACUAAGUAACUGACACAACUGUUGUUGCUUUACAGCCUCUUAUUCUUGUGCUAUUGGAUAUCACUCCCAUGAUGACUGUAUUGGAUGGCGUACUUAUGGAAUUGCAAGACUGUGCUCUUCCUCUGUUAAGAGGUGACAAGAAAAUUCAGUUUGUGCUCUGUCUGCAGAUGCUUAGGUUUGAAAUAUAUAGGCAAAUGAGAGACACAUUACUGCCAGAUUUAACAGCAUUGUUCAGUGUAGUGGCCAUAUAUGUCAGGGCAAAAGAGGACCAUUUUGCCAUUCUGUAAAUUGAAGAGAUGUUGGCUUGCAUGAGGAAUUAAAUGUAAGAUUUUUAAGCCCAACACAUUAAGCAGACUAUGGGAGGUAUAGUCUGUGGUGGAAGAAAAUAAUUUUCAAAGCACUGGGGAAGCUUGUCCGGUAGUAUACUUGCACGUUUUGCUCUACUGACCACUAGUGCCAAUUAAAAGAAAGUCAAAUUUAAUAGAAACCUACCUCACACUGAUUCAGUGAUUGUACAUUCGUGUGAUGUAGUUAAUUUCAGUGCUGAAAGCUUUUGCCUUUGGUUAUGCUUACCUAAUAAAGUGGCCACUGAAUCAUUAUUUCAAUAACCUUGAAAAAAACGGGAGAAAAAGGAGGCUUGUGUUUUCUUUUGGCUUGCAUCUAAACAGUGCUUUCAAACUAGGCUUUCCAGCUGCUGUUGGACUACAACUUCCAUCAUACCUAGCUAGCAUGACCAGUGGUUAUGAAUGAUGGGUUGUAGUCCAGCAACAGCUGGAGAGCCAAGUUUGAGAAACACUAAUCUAAACAAAGUUUAGACCAGUUUGGAUCAUGGAAGUCACGAAGCAAAUUCACUUCACAAUUUAUUAAUAGGUUGAGGCAUUAGAGAAAAGGCAUUAGGUUGAGGCAUUAGAAAAAGAGAGAAUUGACACUUGAGCAGAAGCAGUGGCAGACUUUUUGAUAUGCUUUGGGAUUUUGGUUAUGAUUAGUUCUGAAGGCACUGGUUUCCCCUCAUAGUUUUACCAUAAACUCAUCUUUCAGCCCUCUUCCUCUCUACUUACAGAGGUAAUUGCAACUGACAAAGAAGAUGUUGCAUUUAAAGACCUUGAUAUAGCCAUCCUAGUUGGCUCCAUGCCAAGGAAAGAGGGCAUGGAACGCAAAGAUCUGCUCAAGGCAAAUGUGAAAAUUUUUAAGUCACAAGGAGCUGCAUUGGACAAGUAUGCAAAGAAGACUGUUAAGGUGAAUACAGCUGGUGUGACGUGGUUGCUAAGAGAAUGAGCUGUGCCUCAAGAGAUUGCUGAUUUACAUAUCAUCUCAUCAUUGUCACUCUCUUACUUCUGUCCAUAAUAUAAGGACACUAAGUCUGGUCUACCCUUUAAGCUGUUAAAAGGAUUGCUAUCAUAACAUGUGAAGUACUUUGAAUACAGAAAUGAAGUUGGCACUUCUUUAAUUAAAGUUGAGCAUCCACGUUUUAAGCUACCUGAGUCUUUAAAAGGGGGGGGAAGACAUUUUUGUAUCAUUUGUCUUGUUAACCAGUUUACAAAAUGUUUCUAGUUUAGUAGUUUGCCAUUUAUCAGAUUUCAAUUUCCACAUGAUCAGUGAAAUGUUGGUUUACACAAUUUAUAUACUGCUUUAGCAUUAAAAAAAAAUCUCUAAACUAUAAAUCCCAUCUGAAAUCUCAGCAAUUGUGGUUUAGCUGGUUGGUCACUUGACAGACUUGCAGUAAAUAGUCCACUUUCUUCCUUGCCCCCCAAUCAGGUUAUUGUGGUAGGCAAUCCAGCAAAUACCAACUGCCUGAUUGCCUCAAAGUCUGCUCCAUCUAUACCAAAGGAGAAUUUCAGUUGUUUAACCCGUCUGGAUCACAACAGAGCUAAAUCCCAGGUAGGAACUCUCUUCUAAGUUAUAGAAAACACUUUUUUGUUCUUUAUGUAAGCCAGUUUUUUGAAAUAAUUUGUUUAAAAGGGGUAGGGAAUCUAAAUGCUUCAAAUUACAUCUGAUCUUGGCAUUUUCUGCUUCCUACCCUCAAUAAAACUAGAUUGCUAUCAAAGUUGGUGUGACUGCCAGGGAUGUUAAGAACUGCAUCAUCUGGGGGAAUCACUCCUCUACUCAGUAUCCAGAUGUUAAUCAUGCCAAGGUGAAAGUGCAAGGAAAAGAUAUUGGAGUUUAUGAAGCUGUGAAGAAUGAUAACUGGCUCAAGGGUGACUUCAUUACUGUAAGUUAAUAAUGUGGGUGAUUUCGUUUUUUCUUGUCUUGUCUAUUGCAGCAACGUAACAUGAGUAGCAGAUGUUCCAGAGUCAGGAUUUCAGAAUAUCAGCUUCUACAUUAGCGGUUUUGUACAGUGGCCAUGCUCUGACAUUUGCAUGUAGAUAAACUCUGUGCAUGUAUAGUCAUGGGGAAAAGAAAGUACACUCACCUUGAAUUCUGUGGUUUUACAUAUGAGGACAUAAUAACAACCAUCUGUUCCUUAGCAGGUCUUAAAAUUAGGUAAAUAGAACCCCAGAUGAGCAACAAAACAUGUCAUAUUACAGAGUGUCUGAAUUCAGAAUUCAAAGAGGGUUUUCUUUUUCCCAGGACUGUAUGCCCUACACCAGUGGGACCACUGCAUAGAGACACAAUUCCCCCAUACGCUUUAUUUCAGUGCUAUUGUAGCUAAGGAAGCAAUCUCCCAGAAGAAUUUGAACAUGGAAAAGAAGUAGUCAAUAUAGAGAGACUUACGGCAUUUUACAGAAAAAGAUGUAAAAUGAAAAAGUUUGAGGAUAUUAGAAAUCAGGUAAUGAGUUGGUUGCAUUACUACCAACUGAAUGAAAUGUUCAAAUGUCAUAAAAAGUGUGGCUUUGAUGAUCAAAGUUCUCAGUCUGAAAGGGAACCAAUAGAAAAUAGAGAAAAACUGAUUUCGAGGAUGUAUAAGAUAUUGUUAGUAUAGGAAACCCAAGACGAAAUUGUUUAAUCUGCUAUUGGGCUAGGCAUGUUAUACCUUGAGGGAGAAUUUUAUGAAAAUGAUAUGUAGAUGGUACCUAACACCAAGUAAAUUAGCCAAAAUUUAUAAAUCAACAUCUAAUCUUUGUUGGGAAUGUGGUGGCCGUGCAAAGUAACUAAGGACUUUUGGGAAAUGAUUUAUAAUGAGUUGAAAAGGAUAUUCAAGGUAAUCCCCCCCCAAAAAAACACACACCCAGAAGCUUUUUUUUUACUAGGGAUAGCUGGAGCAGAUAUCCAAAAAACUCGUAUAAAUCUAUUUCUUUACGCAACCACGGUAGCACAAAUAUUGUACGCACAAAAAUGGUGUGAUGAGGUGAUACCUACCAAAGAAGAAUGGCAGCUGAAAUAGAUAGAAUAUGUAGAAUUGGUAAGUAAGAUUUGAGGAUUUGAGUGAGAACAGCAGUGGGGGUGCACUUUUUGUUUUUACUGUGAGAUAAGGUGAAGGUAUAGAGUAACUAUAAUAUGCAGCACAAAUUGAAAUUUUGAGGGAACCAUGGAGGAAGGGAGAGAAUUUUGUAGGUGGAAUGAUUGAUUGCUAAAUUUGAAAUGUCGAAUUGUUUAAAAUUUGUUUAUCUUACUUUUUUAAAAGAAAAAUUAAGACACGCUGCCUGGCUUCUUGAGCAAAGGCAGGCAGGCACCUUUGAGGGAGCCACCCCUCAGCUGUUCAAGCCCUCAUACUUCUCUUGCAGCAGUCAGAGUGGUAUGGGGCUGAGCAACGUAUCUUGGCUGCGCCUUCCUCCCCUAAGGUGAGGAGGAGGAAGCAGCCGAGAUACUUUUCAGGCAUUGUGAUAUAUCAGCGUAUAUAGCUGCUGAUAGAUCAUAAUGUUGAAAACCAAAUCUUACCCAGCCCUAAUCUAUUCUGGAUCUUUCACAUAGGUUGUUACUUUAUGCGGUAGAAGAAAAAACUCUCCCCAUACAUUAUUCCAGAACUGUUAUGUGGCAGGAUGCAAACAAAAAACCCCAGCAACAAUAUCAAGAUAAAAGGUUAAUGUCCAUGGAUCUGAUUAAAUUCCUAAAUCUGAUUAAAUUCAGCCUGAGUUUUGUAAAGCUCUAUUGCAGCCAUCGGCAACCUUGGCCCUCCAGAUGUUUUAGGACUACAACUCCCGUGAUCCCUACCUAACAAGACCAGUGGUCAGGGAUGAUGGGAAUUGUAGUCCCAAAACAUCUGGAGGACUGCAUGUGCCUAUGCCUGUUCUGUAGACUUCAUGUGAAGUUGGUAUAUUCCCUGUUCUUUUGUGUUCUAGAUUGUAAUCUUUGAAGGCAAGGAAUGUCUUGUGUUUUAUUUAUCUGAAAGCUACUCUGGGAGUUUUUGGUAGCCUCUCUGUCUUGGACUCAUUAUAAUAAUGAGUAAUUAUGGUAGUAGGUGCAAAUAGUCCAGUAAUUUUCCUCUGUCAAUACUACAGACUGUUCAGCAGCGAGGUGCAGCUGUUAUUAAAGCCAGGAAGCUAUCAAGUGCAAUGUCGGCAGCCAAAGCUAUCUGUGAUCAUGUGAGAGACCUGUGGUUUGGCACUCCAGAGGUAAGUGUUGCAGCAGCCCAUAAAGAAGCUAGCUUUGAUAAUAGCUGUUUAAAGGUUAGUAUAUACUUCCUUUAUAUUAGGCAUACAGCUGAUCACCUGAUAAUCUUAUAUAUGCUUUCAUGAAUUUCUUGUGAUAAAACUGAUCAUAAGUGUAAAGAGAAAAAUGGCAAGUUGAUAUUCUGGAAUGCAAAGAAUUGUAACAGGAUGCAGACCCUUCCUUCAGAACGAUAUAUGCUUAUGCCAAAUGUGAAGUAAAUAAUUGGGAAAGUACUACACUAUUUAUUUGUGUUCUUAUUUAAAGGGUGAAUUUGUUUCCAUGGGUGUUAUUUCUGAUGGAAAUUCAUAUGGUGUCCCUGAAGAUCUGAUCUAUUCAUUUCCUGUUGUAAUAAAGGUAUGUAAAAAAUAUGCAGUUUCUGAAAUACUUGUUAAGUAAAUGUGAUACUGUGCAAAGUUCAAGAAGCACAAGUGCAAUGUGGACAUCACUACCGUGAGCAUUAAAGUAUCUAUAAAACAGCAACAGCAGUUUAGAUACUACCCCUAAAGCACAUAGUGCAGGAUUUAACUAAUGAGUCCUGCAAGUGGAGCCACUGUGAAGGGUUUCUGUUUGUGCAGUGGGGCUCCCCUUCUCUCCUCGUCAUUCCCCCUCAAAACUGGCUUUGGGGAGCGGGUCAGGAGAACCCUCAGAACAGCACGCAAGGGGCAUUUUAGAAAAGCUAAAAUGCUUGGCCUGACAGAACAAUCACCUUUGUGUAAUGUUAAACUCCCUCCCACACCUCUAUUUUGUUGUUGUUGUUGAAAUAAUUUUUAUUGAGUUUUACAAAUAUUUUUUAGGCAAAACAUACAUCUUACAUAUAAUAUAUAAAAACCACUUGGCCAUCUCAGCCUGAGACUUCCCUCCUCCUCGACUAAUGGUUUUCCUAUUUAUACUCUAAUAUUGCUGUCAGGGGUUCAGGGAGAGAGGCACAGGGUAGGCAGGAGAUGGAGAGCGAGGGGGAGGAAUUCCAAGCCAGCGAGGAAGAGGAUGACAAUGACUCAAGAGAUUCCAUGAGUCUUUCCAGCGAAUCAGAGGAUUCCCAGAAGGGGGCGCCGGUGGUCAAGGCCAGGGAGCCCCAGGGGGGAAGUGUCAGGAGCAGGGUGCUAGCGGAAGAUCCCAAAGUGGCAGCUGGGCGUCAGGACCAGCCUCCCCACCAGAGUGCAGCGAAGGGGGUGGAGUUUCCAGUGUGUCAGAGGAAGCAGCUCCAGCAGCAGAGAAAGGAGGAGGGUCAGAGCAAGCCGCCCUCCCGGAAGGGGAGGGGACAGUGAAGGGAGUAGUGUAACUGUCAAAAGGAAAGUUAGAGGUUUGGCGCGCGCGCCUAGUUCAAAUGUAGAGGCGCGCGGAAGUGCAGGGAGCCCGGAGGAGGGGCCAGGUCCCAAAGCCCGCAGGAGGGGGGAAGAGCAGUCUGGGGAUUCCGCAUCAGAGGAAUCCAGGAGGGGCGAAACCCCAGUGGGCAGAAGGACCCUGCGGAAAAGGAAGGAGAGAAAGAGGUGGAGCAGCGCAAGUCUCUUAAAUUGGUGCAGGGGAGGAACUGACUCAGAGGGGACUUCGGCGGUCUAGCGUAAAAGACGUAAGGCUGCGCGCCUAGGAUGUCAAGCAAACCAUGAACUGCAAUAAACACUUUUGUAUAUAAGAAGACAGAGGCGUUGGUCUUUUGUGAGCUAAGACUUGAGGCAGCCUUGACAAUUGCAUUUUAUUAUUGUUGUUAUUACCCUGAAAUCCUAAUCUUAAAUAAACUAUUUAAGAAUCAUACUACAGUUGUACCUCCGGUUGUGUUCCUUGGGCGCAUCCCAAAGUUUACGUAAACAGAGGUUCAACUGUAGUAAUAAAUGAUACAUCUAACCUUAUAAAACUUCUUGUAACUCUACUAACAAUGUCAGUUAUUUACAGUUGUCUUUCAAAUACAGCAUAAAUUUAUUCCCGUCUUUCAGAAAGGUCUGGUCUUGCUGGUUCCAAAAUUUCCCCGUCAAUUUCGCCAAAUCUGCAUAGUCCAAUAGUUUCCUCUGCCACUCUUCUUUUGUCGGAAUCUCUUCCCGUUUCCAUUUUUGGGCCAAUAAUUGCAUAUAAUUGUUGCAUAUAAAAAGAGUGUUUUAUCUUACUUAUGUAUUUCUCUGCCUACAAUACCCAGUAAAAAGGCUUCUGGUUUUUUUACAAAUGUAUAUUUCAACAUUUUUUAAAGUUCAUUAUACAGGUAUAUCAUUUCCCAGAAAGCCUUCACUUUCUUAAAAACCCACCACAUAUGAUAGAAGGUACCAUCUUUUUCUUUACAUUUCCAACAUUGAUUAUCUGAUCAGUACAUUUUUGCUAACUUCACCGGUGUUAUAUACCAUCUGUACAUCAUUUUCAUUACAUUUUCUUUAAGCGAACUGCAAGCUGUAAAAUUUAUUCCGUCUUUCCAAAGUUUUUCCCAAUCUUCUAAUUGUAUAUUAUAACCAAUAUCUUUUGCCCAAUGUACCAUAACAGAUUUAACUUCUUCAUCUUUCACAUGCCAUUCUAAAAGUAAUUUAUACAUUUUUGACAAUAUUUUAAUUUUAGAGCUUAACAAAUCUAAUUCAAACCUGGAUUUUAUAUACUCAAAUCCAUUAUUUUUUAAAUCUUCUUUAAAUAUUUCAUUUCUUUGACCAUAAUGCAACCAAUCUUUUACUAAACUUUUAAUUUCCUCAUAAGAUUUUAAUUUCCACUGAUUAUCUAUUUCCAUCACCAAAUCUUCAUAGGUGGCCCAAUUUCUUUCCAUAUUUAGCUUUUUUACACUUAUAGCCUCUAUAAAUAUUAACACUGCUUGCUUAUCAUUCCUGGUCUUCAAAUAUUCAAUUAUAUCAACUAUUUUUCUUAUGUUAUCUUUCAUCUAACUACCAGGAAGAAAGCCAGCUUGGUCUUCAUGUGUUAUAUCUUUUAAUACUCUUUUUAAUCUGUUUGCUAAAAUACUUGACAACAGUUUAUAGUCAUUAUCUAACAACGAGAUUUCCUUCUAAUUUUUAAUUUGUAACAUAUCUGCAUCCUGUUUUGGAAUCAAAGUAAUAAAUACUUCUUUCCAUGUUACUGGGAUAUCUCCUUUUUCUAAAAUAUUGUUCAUCACAUCUUUCAAAGGUAUCAUCAAGGUUUGCCCCCACCUCAAUAAUAUAUUGAAUACAGUAUCGUAGUAACUGUAGACAUAGGGUGGUCAUUCAAAUCAUAUGCAACACUUACAUUAUUUUCAUAACAGUUUAACGUAGCUUUCUCCAAAAAAUACUUGGAGUUCUAAUUUGGCAAAGUGUGAAGAAUACAUUCUUAAAGUUCCCUAAAACACCUCUGCUGGUUGGGAAUGACCAGCUUGUUUAUUAGAAGUCUGUGGUUCCAUGAUUCCCUAUAUCUAAUGUCUAGUUUGUUUUAAGCUCCUGUGCAGAGGCUAGUGAAUACCUAAUCCAACCUUCUCCAAGCUGGUGCCCUCCUGCUGUUUUGGAGGACACCUCCCAUUAUCCCCAGUCAGCAGGAAAGGCUGACCUAAUCAAUAGCCCUGUCACACCUUUAUCCUGUAACACUGUGGAGUUGAAAUUUGCUAUGGUUUAAAGGCUUUAGAAGUCACCAAUUCAUUUUUCACAGGAUAAAACAUGGAAGUUGGUCGAAGGCCUUCCUGUUAAUGACUUCUCCCGUGAGAAGAUGGAUUUGACUGCUAAAGAGCUCACUGACGAAAAGGAGACUGCUGUGGAGUUUCUGUCCAGUGCGUGACUAGGUGCUGCCCAGGAUGCUUCGGGAGAUGGCUUAAACACAGAGGAGUCUAAAAGUCGUCUCUAAAUUCAGCAUCAAAUGCGAUUACUGUAUCCAUCCGUUGUCUUCCCCGUCCCGCUGCAGCAGUCAGUACCCUGCUUUGUUGGUACAUCUGUGCCUGUUAUUGAGUGCUCUUAGUAAUGAAGUUAUUGCACAACAUGUUUCGAAAGUAGUUUGCACACUUGACCAAAUCUUCUUGAUUUAUUACUGUUUGCUUCUUGUAUUGCAUUGUGCAUUAGAAGGAUAGUAGCCUUUCAGCUUUAAUUACACUAAAACCAGCUAUAUAGUGCUAAAAGCUGAUUUUAUGAAAUGGGUUUUAGCACUUUAUUCAUCAAGUACAAUUAGAGCCACCAUUGGUCUUUAUCAAAGUGCACAAGAACCUAUAUUUCUACCAUUAAAAUCUCUUAAGUAGGAAAUGCAUUUUGCAUACAAUGAAUGUACCAUAUGUUGACCAUCAUUGAUGCACAAAUUUUACUGGAAAUUACAUUAAAUGUUGCUGAGUAAGCAGCUUUUGUGGUUUUUUGUUUACCUUGCUUUCAUGAAAGUAUGUAAAACACAACCUUCACCAUAAAGCAGAUUGUGUGCAUUUUUUAAAAUAAAGCAAAUCUGGAACUAGAGUGGUUUGAAGGUACAACCAUGCACAGAAUAUACAAUACCUCUACGGCAAGCUCAAACAGAUUAUAAUAGCAUUUCUCUGUACUCUGCACACAGAGGACCUACUACUUGAUGCUGCUUCCUCUUGCUUCAAAUAUAGCCAAAUAAACCUUUUUUUAUUAUUUUUAACCUCUCUUGCAAGCCUGAGCUCAUUUGGAACUUUGGCCUGCCUGACCCUCUCCCUGCAACUGUUGGCUGCUCUUUCUUCAUUUCUUAUACAUGCCUUCUUAAAUCUCAGCUCAUCUGCAAGCUCCUAAUGCUGUCACACUGGUUUCUUUCGAUGCCUACCACUUUUCUUAUUGGAAUUGUCUGCAUUUGUACCUUCAGUAGUUCACUUGGACUCCCUUCUCUUUGAGUAUUUCUGGCCAUAGUACUACACACAGUAGUUCUUACAGCUUUUGCAAUCAGCUUUUUAAAGUCUAAAGUCUGACAACACUCAGCUUUCCCUUGCCUGUGUAUAAUGAAACCCAAGAGGACACGAUCACUUCUUCCCAAGGUUCCCAGCACUUCCACUUUGUCAAAUGCAGUAGUUUCUCCCUGUUGGUGAGGACCAGGUCCAAGAUAGAUGACCCCCUCAUUGCUUCUUCCACCGUCUGUGAAAUGAAAUUGUCAGUGAGGCAGUUGAGGAAUAUGUUGGACCUUACACUCUUGGGAAGGAGAGAAAUGGAGCAAGGCAGAAUGGUAGAAGAGGCACACCAGUACAAGUCUACUUUUUCUCCUGUCUGAGUGGCAGCAUUUUGCAGCUCUGCCUUGGAUAGAAUGUAAAACAAAGGAGUGUUGUUCUUCCUAAUAACCCUUUCAAUUCUCCAAACAGUCUACCUGUAGGAACACAGCUUAAGUAAAAUAUUAGGGACAUAAGGCUGUUCUGUAAUGUCACCCAGUGUGGCAAUAUUUAUUCAGUUACAAAAAGUUGAGUCAGAAAAUUAGUGAUUGCUUAAUUGUUUAAGUGGAAUCAGUUCCCUGCAAUGGGUCUUGGGAAAUGAAAAUUUACAGUUAAGCCUGUAGAUGGAGCUAUAAGAGUAGAUACUCAUGAAAAGCCAGAGAGAGUUGGAAAUCUGAAGUAGAAAAAAUAUAUACUUUCCUGUAGAGUCUGUCUGUUCCAGGAACCCAACAGACAGGAUAAGAAAUUAUAAUGUUGCAAAUGCAUCUCUAUAGCAGCUAUUUUUUAAAUCUUCAGGAGACUUCCAUGAGGAUCCCCUUUAUAUUGCUGAUGAUACUAUGACAUGUUCUAGGGCACCAGUUCAGUUUGUUACCAUUCUCCCAAUCAGUUAAUAAGAAAGAAACUGCAUUUGAAAAUUAUUGGUGGGGUGCCAUGUUUUUGUCACGCAUCCCUUGCUGGUUAUGGUGGGUGAGUGAUAUUUGUCAGUGCACUUUAUUUCAUUCUACGAAUAGUAUUACCAGUGUUUUGCACUCUGGCAGUCUUCAUAGAUGCCGGUGCUAGUCACGUCAAUGAUUCUAAGUGCUUAACUGAAGAGAAUGUGCAACAUGAUCAGGAUAUUAAUGCACCCAACCAGGAGCCCCCCUGUUUUCAAUUAGAUAGAACUGCAUAGAAGCCUAAUUUGUAUGAACUGUGGAUAAGCAUGUAAACCUGUAUCUAGGUAUAUCUGUCAGCAAGAUCUUGUCAUUUUUAUUUAAUUAAUGAGAAUAUUUCUAAAGCACUCGCUCAUAAAAAAACAUCAUGGCAAUGUACAAUAAAAUCAUUAAAACUA